AGCGAGUCGCUGCUCGCGCGCGGGGUAACGGGGUUGCGGGGCUGCGGCCGUCAGUCGUCGGGUGAGCGGGGUGCGACGCUAACGCGGUCUCGGACUAUGGCGGAAGGGCUGAUCCUCAUUCCCAUAAAAGGGUCGAGUUGAUCGUGGUGCAGAUACGUGUGAUCUCCCUGCGCCCAUCAAACGGAAUGCACUAGCACUAUGAAACAAAUAAAGAUGGCUUCUAAGUAAAUAUUAUACAUUGUUAAAGAUUUGUUGUAUUGUUCAUGGAAUACGAGAGAAUACUUAUGUAUACAUCAUUGAAAUAUUGUUGAUACGUUAGCUUAUACGCCAGGACUUGUACUGAUAAUAUCUUCCAAAGAAGGAAAUAAAUGGUAAAGAUGGCUACGCAAAGAUUUUGUUUAAGGUGGAACAACCACCAAACUAAUAUGCUGUCAGUGUUUGAUCAGCUAUUACAUGCAGAGACAUUCACUGAUGUAACGCUGGCCGUGGAAGGCCAAUUGCUUAAAGCACAUAAAAUGGUUUUAUCGGCUUGCAGUCCUUACUUUCAAGCCCUAUUCGUUAACCACCAGGAAAAACAUCCGAUCGUUAUCUUGAAGGAUGUUCCUUACUCUGAUAUGAAAAGCUUAUUAGAUUUUAUGUACAGAGGUGAGGUCAGCGUCGACCAAGAGCGUCUGACGGCAUUCCUCAAAGUGGCUGAAAGUCUGAGGAUAAAGGGACUUACAGAAGUCAAUGAAGAGAAAUGCGAUAUUCCCGCAUUGACCAACUCGUUAAUACAACAACAACAGACCAAUACAUCUGCACACACUCCACCGCCGCAGUUACACAGAAUACACCCAUACAUGCACCAAAAGAGGCCUGCGUCAGGUAUUCCGAGUGGAGGGGCACCUCCUAAUUUACUUAUGCCUUUAUUGGGCAACGCUUUAAUGCAACCAAAACGGAAACGAGGUCGACCCAGAAAACUGAGUGGAAGCUCUAGUGAUGCCCUUAACACAGCCGCCAGUCCACCGGGUGAAUUCAUACCGGAAUCGGCGUCGCAUGCGUCGAACAAUAGGGCAGGAGAUCAACUGAUUCGUGGCUCGCCGGAAAUGUUAGAAGUUAAAAUGUCGAUGGAUGGAUUUAAUGCAGAAGAUGGAAUCACGUCGGGCGGAGAAGACGGAGGAGAGGCGCUAAUGAUCGACGAGGGUGACGAUGCUCAGUCAAAUGAGGCUCCGGCGUCUGGCAAAGAUUCGGAAUCAGCAGAAGUCGAUAUAACGCCAAGAGAGGGAUCGCAUCAAAAUUUUCCGGCGAAUGGACCGGUGUUAUCGAUUGAGAAUGGAUCAAUUAAACAGGAGCCCAAUGCUGAAACCGUUGACGAUUACAAUGAGCCAAUCGAAUACAAAUACAAUCCAGAUAGGAGCCGUGAAAACUCUAACUCCCGGGAAGGUCCGUUGAAAGAUACCGAUGACAAAAUCAGACAAGGUCGUAAUUUAAAGCCAAAGAAUAGUAAAAAAUUACUACCCCAAAUGUCAAAAUUUAGAGCCCGAACCUUAUUCAAUCAGCUCUCUGGUCUCUCCAAUUUAAAUCCUGCCCUCAACAGCUUUGACAAAUUCCCUCCCGAGACUGUCCUCAUGCCGGCUCUUGCUACUCAACUGUUCGCUGCCGAGUUGGAACAAAAUAAUUUAAACAUGACAAACAACGAUGUUGUUGACUUAGGGCAGACUAAUUGGGAACAUCGUAUAUUUCCUUCGCCAAUUAGAAAAAAUAACAUAGGUAACGUUGGUAGCUACCACGAGGAAACUAAUGAAUCAGUAAGGGACUACUGUAUCAAGGAAGGCGAGAACGUCUUCAGAUGCAAGAUAUGCGCUCGAGUUUACACUCACAUUAGCAAUUUUUGUCGACAUUACGUCACUUCCCACAAAAAAGACGUCAAAGUUUUCCCUUGCCCCAUUUGUUAUAAAGAGUUCACCCGAAAGGAUAACAUGAUCGCCCAUCUCAAAAUCAUUCAUAAAAAUCAACCCCAUGCCAACGAACAAACGGCAAAGCAAGAGUCUUAAUAAUACAAAUAUAUAUUUUAACGAUUAUUUUAAAAGAUCUGAUUUAAUUUUUAAAUUCAACAUUAAGUAAAUUAGAAUUUGAAUUUACGAAUAGCGGUUAAAAGUGUAGAUUGCAAGUGGAUAGGCGUUCGAGCUCUAAGUUUCACGAUAUAACAAUAAGUUUGUUGGUAUUUUGAGCGACAUAAGUCGUUUGUUGUUAUAUUUAUCUAUUUAUUUAUGUUGUUCCAUUUUUUUCUCAGAGUGCUGAACUACGAAGAGAUUUAUAAAAUUUUUCUAUAAUUUACUUGUUAUUUUGCACUCACUUGUUACUUAAUUUUAUUACUUACAAAAAUUUCAGGGUACAAAGUAACUACUCAUGGUGAUCGUUAUUUCAAACGUAGUCUAUUCGAUUACACGCAAUUCUCAUUGAACUGAAUUAGUUAAUGUAGUUUAGGAGUUAUUUUUACGAGUAUACCAAUGGCGGAGCCUUUUUGUAAAUUUAUAUUUAUUAAGAUUCAGAAUAUUGAAUAUUUCCUGAUGAGAGGCUAUGCUAGACUCUACAAAAAGGCUUAUCGACGCCAUUAUCAGUAGUGGUGUGAAGUGCAUUUUCAUUUAACUUGCCUUAUUAGUGAUCUUAGUUGUAUAAUUUAUAAUGUAACUUCUCCGAAGUAAAACUCAACACGGGCUAUGAUUUUAAUGUGUAGAUUUUGUUAAGGUUAAUUUAAAAUAGUUUAUCAAUGUUGAAAUGUUUGGUUGUAAACGUUAUUCUAUUCAAAUAUAGACCAUAAUGUAUGAUGGCUAAGAGAUAGAAUAGCUUACAAUAAUCUCAUUUAAACAAUCGUAGUAUAGGUUCAGUUCCUUAAAAUGUACGCAGCUUUGUCAGUAGUAAAAGAGUCUAACCACGAUUUUUCCAUUUAUGUAAUUUCUUUUGUCGAGAUGCAUGUAUAUUUAUACACUUUACAUAUUUUAUCUAUAGGUCAAUUAUGUACCUUCUGUAACGAGUAUCUGUCAAAGACAAUAUUGUAAAUUGUUCGUAGGGGAACAUAUUAUUAUUGUGUAGUAGAUAAAUGGGGACGUUAUACUUAUAUAACAUUCACGUAUGAAAUAAUAUUCUCCUACCAAUUUCAUGUUAUAGCAGCUUUAUUUAUUAUGAAUGUGUAAAGAAUACAAAAUAAAACAUUUAGUUUUGUAAAUAUUACUUAAACGACAACAUGAUUGUUGUAAAAAGUGAUUUUAGCAAGGUGCUUGGAGAAAAGUUUAAAAUUAAAUGGAACCAUGAGAUGAUUUGUAAAUUCUAUUAGUAUGAAUCAAAAUGCCUUAAAUAUAUAUACUAGGGUAUUGUACUUAUUAAAUUAUUUAGUUAAAUUAGAGGCAAAAGUAGUCUUCCAUAUAAUGAUAGAUACACUUUCUCAUUCAGUUGUUCUAUAAUAUAAAUAUCGAAGUGGUCAAAAAAUCGGGAUACUUAGUUUACACUUGUGCUUGUCAGGUUCCUGUAUUUUCCAAAAUUAAGUGAAUAUUUGACGUAAAUGCCUUUUUAUGACGAAUAUAUGGCAACAAUUUGGUGGAAGGCUUAUUCGGCCUUUCGCGUAAGUUACUAAACACAAAUGCCUAGUAUUAAAAUUAAAUAUAUUAUCUAGGUAUUUGUGUCUAUAUCGAUCUUCCUAAUGUUUUUUUAGUUCACUAUCAUUAUGACCAUCAAACUUACUUUACUUUUUUGAAAUAUUAAAAAUACUUAACAAUAGUUUUACAUUAUUGGUCAAUUUUACUUUGAAUUUUUUAUUUUUCAUUCUAAACAAACUACUAAACUAUGGAUAACAUACAAAUUAACGCAAUGCUAAACUUAAAACUUACACUAAAAGCUCAAAAACUUACAACAAAAGCUAAAAGUGUGGACCAAACGUCAGCUAAACUAAGUACCUUCCCCCUCGAGCUUUAAGCUUUCUAAUUUUAAUUUUAAACAUUUUUUAAAAUAAAAAAAAAUACAUAAGUAUAUUGAUUGAUCUUAGAAAUUAUAAUUAUUUACUUUCUCCAUUUAUUGACAAAAGAGUGCGUUUUCAGUUUUAAUCGCUGAAAUAGUUUUAAAUGUCAUGUGGUAUGAUGGUAUAUACAUAUAGUUUACUUGCGUUAUAUUUAAUUAUUAAGGCAAGGAACGUUUAAGAAAAAAAUCUGGUCUAGGGAAACGGAAUGUUGAAGAGCAAUGGUUCCUACGGCACAAGUGUAAACGCAGUGUUUGGUAAAAUUUUACGUUCUUGAUCCAAAACUUACCGGUUUCCAAAAAAAAUAAGUAGUAGGUCCAGGGAACGCUUGCCUAUUAGUGUGCCUUUACUUGUAUAUUAAUAAGUUAAAUCGACUACUAGAUAACUAAGAAAUUUCAAAGAAUAUUAUGUAUAUUUAUUUAUUUUCAUUAUUCAAAGUUUACAAUCUACUUUAAGAAGCUUCCUUAGGAUUAUAGAAACCUCUAGGCCCAAGUAGUUAAAUAUAAAAGUAUAUUGUUAAAUUUAGGGAUUAUCAUCUCAUGUGUCCCACUUUACAUGAAAAUUAUAAAAAACGUUGUAAUAAAAAAACACUCGUAAUAAAAUUGGGACAACGGCGCAGAGGCGCCUAGUUAAAAAAAUGUCAAGACUGUUGAAUUCAUAUAAACGAAUUUAUUGUACCUUUCAUAAUCUUUAUAUGAAAAAAUUUAUCUUUGAUCAGGGAUAGGUACUUAAAAUGGGAAAUUUAGAUAUAUUUCAAGGUGAGGCUAAUGUCGGAAGUUUCAGAUAUUUAAUAAUAGUCAAUUUAGCCAGUGCCUAAACUUAAAACGUUUUAAAAGUCGAAACUUCUAACUUUCCUUAUUUAAAUCAUGUUAAUCAUUCUCCUUUCAGAGUUCCUUUUUAUUCUACGUAAUAUAUUUACUUAAAUAAAAUAGUAAAUUCUAUUUGUAUUUGUUAUAAACAAUUAUAAAAGUUCUAUUUAUGUUAACGAGAAAUGUCUUAAUUAGAAUAUCUUAUUUCUAAAUUGAUGGAACAUUAUUUACUUAAAGCUAUAUCAUCAAUUGGUGCUAAAUUAAACUUAAGGCGACGUCGCAUGUGAUGUGACGUAUAAAUGAAUUGUCCCUAAAGAGUAUGUUGUUUGUUAUUGUUGUUUUGAAAUACAUCUAUAAAAGGCCCUAAUUCUGUUAUCGUUAGAGGAAAUAAUGUACUGUUAUACGGGGCUUCAUAAAGGCAGCUACAUUAUAUACAAAGAGUUUAUGUACAGAUGCUAUAUGUAUUACUGUUUUACAGAUAAAUAAUAGAUUUAUGCGUAUGUUUCAUUCUCAGAGUAUAUAUAUGCUUAUAUAAUGUUACAAAUUAUAUUAUAUUCUUAAAUAGGAUUUCGUAGUAAAUUUAUCAGAUUACAUUUGCAAAAUAUAAAUUAUAUCUAAUAAUAUAUUAAUUACAAAUAAUUACAUGUCACUUUUUUUCCUGUGUAAAAUUACUUUUGACAGUGGUUUAGGAGAGGUGUUCACCAAAGCAAUUCAAACUCAUAUUUUAGUAACAUGUUUACAUUCAAGUUUUUCAUGAAAGUAGAAAUUUGACUUAUCAUAUAGAGAGAUUAAUGGUUAAAUGAUAUCAUUUUGUCAAUUAAAGUUAAAACGGAGAUUCAAUAAUAUGUACGUUAUAUACCUACUAUUUGUUUAAAUUAUAUAUAUAUAUUUCGAUGGUGUUAUUUUUUGUAUUAUGUUUGUUAAAUUUCUUUAUAAUAUCGCUAUCCAAACUUUGUAAAUGUACUUAUUAUCAUGUCAACCUACAAAAAUAUUCGGAACUGUUUGACACAGUACUUUUUUCAAGCUGAUAGUAAAUUAUACUUAAAGGUGGUUGUUACUUACAAAUUUACUGAAAAGCGUAGUAUGUAUAAGUGUAUACACAGACACCUCUGCAUGGAUACUGUAAGGGUAUUUAUUACGUAGCCCAAUGUUUAUGGUCACGUGAUACAAUUUUGUACCCUUGCGCCAUCUAGCGAAUUUUGCACUUAUAUCAUACACGUAAACUGUAACAAGAUUAAUUCGGAUAUCUGUAAGCGAACUGAAUAAGUACAUAGGCGACAUAUUACAAAAAUAAUAAUUAAACUCAGCCUAAUCUUACUUCGUUAGUAGCAUUUUCAUAUUAUUUGUCACAACAUUUAUGGACGAUCAUAAUUAUAUUAUUAACACCUUUAAUUUUUUAGAUCAAUUUGUCAUUUGUUUCCAAUCGCUACUUUCAAAAUUGAAUUUGUGCAAGUUCCCUUGAUUGGUUGUUUUGAAUUUUCAUUAGUAAUGGACAACUUUCUCCGCAAUUCGAUGAAUUUGAUUUAUUUUCCCUCGAAUAGUUUUGUUUUCUUUCAUUAAUAUUGUUACUACAUCUAACAAAAUUAAUUGCAGUUCCUUGAUAAAUAUUAUUUACCUUUCUAAGUGAGGGAUUGUUUCGAUCAGAGAAGAACUAGAUAUCUUCAAUAUUAGUUACGUCCAUCUUGCUCUAAAUUCAAUUCAUUACUAGAUCGCGAUAGAUCAGUUAAGUGCUAAUUUGUUCAGUUUACUCAGAUUUUUACUCAAACCAAUUACUUUAUAUACAACUUUAUUGAUUUCGUGUUUUAUGUUAAGUUUUAUUACAUUCAAAAUUAUUUUUACCGAUAUAUUUUUAUUUCUGUUAAAAGAAAGAAAAUCGAUAUAUAAAGUAAGAUUCAAAGUUUUUCUUAGUGCAUUCCUCAGGGUUAGGUUAAGGUUAGAAGAAACAGUUAACGGUUCAAGCAAGAAGAAAUUUCAAUUAAAUAGACAAUUUUACACCUCUCUUAUGUAUUUUUAAAUAAAAAUUAUACAACAAAUAUUUUAACUCAACAUGACACAGUAAAUUUGAAGCAUAAUAUUAAUAAAUUAUUACAUAGUUCUUAGCCAAAUGUUGACUCCAUAUUUUCUUUGUUACUCGCACUUAGACAAUAGCAGAUGCAAAGUGUAAUACAUAUUUAGAGAGAUUUAGAUUCGAAGGUUACACGAUAUAGCAUUAUUUGUUAUUGAAGGAAAUACGAUCGUAUACAAUAAGGUGUUAAUUACUAUUUUUAGAAUCUUUAAAGAAAAUAAUAAAAGUUAAAGCUAAAUUAAAUCUUUUCUAUUGAUGUUAUUGUUUGGUUACGUUCCAUUGUUUAUUUUUAUUUCGGACCUUUUAUUAUUUGUAUCUUUUUUGUCAGCUGUUUCAUAUUUGUAUAUUUUUUCUUGUAAAUUUCCGCUCGACGAAUUUUUGAACCAAGUGACCUAGUCACCAUUGUGGUUACAUUAAAAAAUAUACAUUUACGUCAUGGCAUUUCUGUUGUUUGUUGAAAAUCUCUUACUAUUAUUCUUUAACUUCCAAUACCUGAUAUAUAUAUAAUAAUGGAAAAUUUAGAUAUAAUUUUGCCUCAAACGAAUAUAUCCAGAGGUCAAGGACACUCUUCAUUUGCCUUCAAGCGUACCUUCUAAUAGUGAUACAAGCAACGAUGCUUAAAUAUAAAUUAAUUCGAACUACAAUAAAGAAUACUAUGAUUUAUAGUAGCAAAGUAACAACACGGGUUAUUAGUAAAGAUUAGAUUAAGUUAUUUAUAAUAUUAUAAUAGGCAUAAAUUGUGUUGUUUACGAUGGAGUGAAUUUUCUAUUCUGUAGAAAACUUAGUAGUCACGAAGAGAGGACUGAUCAGGUAGGUAUAUUGUCAUAUGAUACUACUCUCAAGUAGUCGGUGUGGUUAGAGCUAGUUACGUUAACAUACAUGCUUUCUAAGUUGCUCAAAUUGAUGCUAUGCGAAACAAAGUAUUUUUUGGUUCAGUACAAAUUGUUGCUUUUGUAUUUUUUUUAUUUUAAUCAAUAGAUUUAGAUGUCUUGUGAAGUGUAAUCAAUUGUGAGGCUGUUUUUUUUUGUUUUUAUUAAUUUCUUAAAGGGCAGCAAUUGAGACCUAUAAAUGAAUCCUUGCCAGAGUUAUCUAUCUCAAUUAAAUAACCCACCUUAUGUGAUCUUGUUGACUAAGAUGCGUUAUUUUUUUUAUUAAAUGAUGUACCUACUACACUUGCCGAAAUAGUUCCAAAUGCAAAUACUUGAGUCCUAUUUUUACAUAGUAAAAGCUAUCUUUUUUUUGUUACAUUAUUUUUUUAAUUUAUUACGUAGAUUUAAUGAUUACUUUAUAUAGUUUUUAAUUAUUUUAAUUUCCUCGGGAAAAAAAUUCGUCUAAAUUAUUAAAUUUGUCAUCACUGCCUGGUGUCGAUUCAAUUAAUUUGAUACAUGCACCGCAAAAUAUACACACGGAGUGAACAAAAAAUAUUCACUAUGAAUUUUGACGUGUACCUACCUAACUUAAUUAGGUAAUUCAUGUUUGUUUUAUUUUUGUUUAUAAUUUGAUAUGUAUUUAUUUAAGGAUUCACGUAGACGAGUUUGUCAUUUUGUUUAGUCAAACAACAUUUGUAGAAGAUUGUAAAAAAAAAAGUUGGUGCUACUUAACUGUUCUACAUUAAUCCGUUAUUACCUAUUAUGAUAAACUUGUCUAUGCCUAAGGUAGUUACAUCUGUCAUGAUUUUUUUUUCGUUUUUAUCAUGGUGUAUUUAAUUUCGUCAUUCAAUUUUGAACAAAUAAAUAUUAAUAUAUUUU
This is a messenger RNA of Bicyclus anynana (squinting bush brown), 8610 nucleotides long. RefSeq names its product protein tramtrack, alpha isoform. The record is from RefSeq and is a predicted model, not a curated record. The coding region runs from base 369 to 2033 and encodes 554 amino acids. Gene Ontology annotation, biological process: regulation of transcription by RNA polymerase II. Lineage: Eukaryota; Metazoa; Arthropoda; Insecta; Lepidoptera; Nymphalidae. The transcript has 3 exons. Gene Ontology annotation, cellular component: nucleus. Gene Ontology annotation, molecular function: protein binding.